AUGUGCGUGACGGUCGGCGUUGUGAAUGAGGUGAAGGGGAAUCUUAGCCGGGUCGGAUAUCGAGUCGGAUAUUCACUCGUCCUCCGAAAUCUUGGCGUCGGCGUCGAGCUUUCGCAAAAAGUUCUGCCUUUUCCUCUUCCUGCACUGCCCAACCUCGGCGUCUCCCACCACCUUCAAGCUCGAUACACUCGAGCCCAAUCUCUCUACAGACCAACGAAGGUCGCACCCAGGAAAUACCCAGCACAUCUUUCACCUUACAUCGCCAUGUCCGCCAUGGUGCCAAUGGCCAUGUUCGGCGUCGAAGUCCCACCUGGCGACGUCCUCACCGUCGGCAGCCUUGAGAUCCCGUCCGCUUACCGUAUCACCAUGGCCGCCAUCGAUCCAUCUGCUGAGCCAGAGGGCGAGGACGGCGCAGUCCCACGUGCGACUCUGAAAAUCAUUCGCCAGCCGCUCGGCCAGUACGAUUCCGAAGACGAUGAGGACGAUGACGAGGACUUCGACAUUGAACAGAUGGAGGCCCUUCUUGGCGGCGGCGACGAUUUCAGCGAGUCUGAAAGCGACGAGGAAGAAGUCAACGGUGGGCCCAGCGACCCAAAGAAGAGCAAGGCCGCCAUGAAGGCUGCUGCCCAGAAGGAAAUUCAGAAGCUGCUUGAGGAAGAGAGCGACAUGGACGUCGACGAUCUGCCAAACGGCGUCAACGGUUUCAAGAAAUCCGCAAAGGCUUUGGGUAAAAUGCCGGCCAGCGACGAGGAUUCAGAAGAGUACGAGGAUUCCGAGGAUGACGACUUUGAAGAGUUUGUCAUCUGCACUCUCGACCCAGCCAAAAACUGGCAACAACCACUCGAUCUCACCAUCGGCGAACGUGAGAACGUUCUGUUCAAGGUGUCUGGCACCCACAGCGUCUUCCUUACCGGCAACUAUGUUGAGCCUACCCACAGCCAUGACGACCCAGGCAUGUAUGACCCCGACAGUGACGAAGAGGGCGACUACGACCUCGAGCCAGACAGUGACGAGCUUGACGAGGAGGACGAGGAGGACGAACUUGAUGACAUGGAGGACCCACGCAUCACUGAGGUCGACGACGAGAACUCGGAAGAAGAGGCACCAAAGCUUGUCGAGGCGAAGAAGGACAAGAAGGGAAAGAACAAGCGCCCAGCCGAGGAGGAGGUUGCCGAUGGCUCCACCAUCGAUGACCUGAUUGCCAAGGAAGCCCGAAAGGAAGAGAAGCUUUCCAAAAAGCAGCAAAAGAAGCUCAAGAAGAACGACGGAUCAGCCACUGCUGCUCCCGAACCUGAGGCUCCUUCGUCCACCAAGUCGGACAAGAAGGUUCAGUUCGCCAAGGAGCUCGAGCAAGGUCCAACACCCACCAAGGACUCCAAGAAAGAAGCUAAGGCUGGUGGCAUCAAGAAGGUCCAAGGCGUGACCAUCGACGACCGAAAGGUCGGUACUGGCCCAGCAGCCAAGUCUGGUGACCGUGUCAGCAUGCGCUACAUUGGCAAGCUCGAGAAGGACGGCAAGGUCUUCGACUCCAACAAGACGGGCAAGCCAUUUUCCUUCAAGCUCGGCUCGGGCGAAGUCAUCAAGGGCUGGGAUAUCGGUAUCGCUGGCAUGAGCGCCGGUGGUGAGCGAAGAAUCACCAUCCCAGCCAACCACGGCUACGGUUCCAAGGGUGCACCACCCCAGAUCCCAGGCAACGCGACUCUUGUCUUCGACGUCAAGCUGCUUGAGAUCAACAAGAAGUAAACGAGUGGACCGACUCUGUACACCUUACGGCUGCUGUUGCUCUACGCGAGUUUUCGCAUCGGUCAGCCUACUCCCAGACCCAAGUGCUGGAGGGAAGGACGGCUCGGCCUGGACAUGCGAGAUCUUGAUACAUUUCCCUUUUUCUUUUCUGCUUUUAGUGACUGAUGAUACCCGACUUGCAUUGCAUGUUCUUUUGCUCGCAGCAUUUUGCAUGCAGGAAUGAUGGGUUUCUUCAGAUGUUUGUUGGUGGGUGUGUGUAAAAGUAUCGAUCGAUGUUUGGGAGCAAAGCACGACGGGGAAUGGACGGCGUUCUGGAGAUAUGCUAGUUUGUGGUUAUCUGUAGUAUGCGAAUGGACAUUGCUUGUUGAAAAUGUCUGUUUGGUUUUAUACUACUGCGUUGACGAAAUUUUUCCAAAAUCAUAAAAAAAAAAGAAAUUGAGAGACAUGGUGGGAGGGACUGCAAAGUGCACACGACGCAAGCCAUGCCUGCCCAGAGGCUUCGUUCUUCUCUUUUGACAAGCACAAUGCCACAGUUCCUGGUCUGAAAUCAUCACCUAACAAAAAGUACUCUUGAGCCAACCGUAUUUGCAUUCGCGAUCUCUUCGUUCUGGAGUCGGAGUCCGUAACGCAAAUGUAUGUUGCUCACUCAAUAUAUGUUCGUACUGCCGCUAAAAAAGAAGAGAGAGAGAGAGAGAGAGAGAGAGAGAGGGUGACGAGAAGUUAUGAGGAAUUUUCUUGAUCACAUGUGUUGUUAUAGUGAUAUGAUUCUUUCGGGUUAUACAUAUCGCUAACAUGGCUAGUGCAACCGAGGGCUCAGAUGAGGUGAUCAGGAGGAGGAAAAGGAAAGAAGGGUAUAGAUUACGAACGCUGAUGUUUAACCUUGAUACAUGUCUGUGAUCUCGUCCUACGAAACUUGCGGAGCGGAUGAGAGGAAGAAGAGUCGUGCUGGUGCUACUGGCUGCAGGUCGAGAGAAAACACCAAUUCAAUUCCGC
This is a messenger RNA of Pseudocercospora fijiensis CIRAD86, 2736 nucleotides long. RefSeq lists its product as uncharacterized. Lineage: Eukaryota; Fungi; Ascomycota; Dothideomycetes; Mycosphaerellales; Mycosphaerellaceae. The record is from RefSeq and is a predicted model, not a curated record. The transcript is spliced from 5 exons. Gene Ontology annotation, cellular component: nucleolus; chromatin. Bases 1 to 1743 code for a protein of 580 amino acids. Gene Ontology annotation, molecular function: macrolide binding; peptidyl-prolyl cis-trans isomerase activity.